Opisthorchis viverrini is the source of this 966-nucleotide messenger RNA. RefSeq lists its product as hypothetical. Bases 1 to 966 code for a protein of 321 amino acids. The transcript is spliced from 5 exons. The record is from RefSeq and is a predicted model, not a curated record. Lineage: Eukaryota; Metazoa; Platyhelminthes; Trematoda; Opisthorchiida; Opisthorchiidae.
AUGCAGCGCUGUUUGGCGGAAUUGCGAAAACAUUACCAUUUUUACGGAACACAUGUUACAACCUCCAAUCCGGAGGACCAGGGGGCGUUGCUCGUCAGACCUCUAACCAUUGACCACCCUCGUAGGAGACACUGCGAGUGCCGCACGGACACCACCAAUAUAGCUCAAUGGGUUGUCGAUGUACACAAACCGUCCCACCAUAGUAUGGUCCAGUCUCUUCUUGACGGGCCACUUACGAGACACUGCGAGUGCCGCACGGACACCACCAAUAUAGCUCAAUGGGUUGUCGAUGUACACAAACCGUCCCACCAUAGUAUGGUCGAGUCUCUUCUUGACGGGCCACUUACGUCUGUAUUGUCAAAACUAAGCUAUGACCUUAAAUUCGUCAAUCUCAUUGGUCAAACAUCGAGACGAAUCAUUCUGAUUCUGACGAAGCAUUCUGAUUCUGUAGACCUGUCCAUUACUCGUGAAAGGUUUAGCCGCCCCAGAAAAGCGCAAACCUGGAGUGAGGUCACACAUUCUAAAAGUUGUAUUUAUUCUGCACCAGAUCAUAGGAGUUCCGAAUUCGGAACUCCUCUUUUCCUGGAGCUAAUUAGCAGUACCCUCCUUGUUGGCACGUUACUCCAGGUAUCGCAGUAUAUUUGCAUAAUGGAAACUACUCACACGAUUGCUGAAAACUUUGAGACAGCUCACGAUCGAUUUCGCCCGUCUUGGGGCACAUUCCCCGAAUUUCCGUCAAACUUAUGUUAUACUUGUAUCCAAAAUGGACAGACAAACACUCUCAUCGGCGUAUCAAUCAACGCACAGACGGGCCACAUCAAUGGCUGCAGACAUUAUCAGACAUGGCCCAGUCGCGCCCUCAAUGGCGCUCGUGCAUCCAAGCUAUUGCCUUCAACGCAUAGCUCCCCUCCCAACCCCCCACUUGACAGCCCACUGACAGUGCUGGACUUAUGCACCAAUUUAUAA